Messenger RNA from Striga asiatica, 1634 nucleotides. Lineage: Eukaryota; Viridiplantae; Streptophyta; Magnoliopsida; Lamiales; Orobanchaceae. The record is from the annotation of a GenBank genome assembly.
UGCUGUAUGAUUUUGUAAUAAAUAAAAAAAUACAAAAAAAAUUCACAAAUAUAAUUUAUAAUAUUUUAUUUGCAUUUUUGAUUACCAGUUUCUCUCUUUAAUGGCCGAUUUUAGGGUUUCUGGCUGAUUUUUCAAAUCAAUUUGUCGGUAAAAGUCGAAGACAACAGAAUUUUUGGGCGUAGAGAAGAAGAUGGCCGACGGAGGGGAUCAAGCACGGGGUCCGAUAUUCAGAGACAUCAGAAGAUAUUACUGCGAGUACUGUGGGAUUUGCCGAUCGAAGAAAUCCUUAAUCGCUCGUCACAUGUUAACGGAGCACGAGGAGAAAGUGAGGGAAAAGGGGGAAAAUGUAGAAGAAGAGCAUGGAAAAAAGCUGAAUCUUUGUAAUGAGUGCGGGGCAAGUUUCAGGAAGCCCGCCUAUCUGAAGCAGCAUAUGCAGAGUCAUUCUCUUGAGGUCGAUUUUCAGCGUAUCAGGUGGGGGACCGCCUGUGAAGCUCCAUCAAGUGAGCCUCCGUCACGCUUCGUAAUUAUUGAGAGACCUUUUGUCUGCCCUGUGGAUGACUGUAACUCCAGCUACAGAAGGAAGGACCACCUUGCUAGACAUAUGCUUCAACAUGAGGGAAAACUUUUCAUAUGUUCUAUUGAGAACUGCAAACACCGGUUUGCAUAUCAAGGUAAUAUGACACGGCACGUUAAAGAGUUCCAUGUGAAACCUGCUCCUGCUGAUGUUGAGACCCCAAAGGAAUAUGUCUGUGGAGAGCUUGGGUGUGGAAAGGCCUUCAAGUAUCCAUCGAGAUUGCGUAAACACGAGAGUUCUCAUGUUAAGUUGGACUCAGUCGAAGCACUAUGUGGAGUUCCCAGCUGUAUGAAAUAUUUCAGUAAUGUGAAGUGCCUUAAAGAGCAUAUUAGGUCAUGUCAUCAGUACAUCAAAUGCGAUAAAUGUGGCCAAAAGCAGCUGAAAAAGAACAUUAAACGUCACAUGCGUUUACAUGAGUCAGAUGUUUCCCCUGAAAGAAUCAAAUGCUUGGUCGAGGGAUGUUCACUUAUGUUUUCAAACACCUCAAAUCUCAAGAAGCACGUCAAAGCUGUUCACUUUGAACUAAAACCAUUUGCCUGUGGCAUGCCUGGUUGUAGCAUGAAAUUUGCUUAUAAGCAUGUGAGAAACAACCAUGAAAAGUCUGGGUCUCAUGUCUAUACUCCUGGAGAUUUUGAGGAGUCGGAUGCACAAUUUAGAUCAAUGCCAAGAGGUGGCCGGAAAAGGAAGUUCCCAGUUAUCGAGACACUGUUGAGGAAAAGGGUUGUUCUGCCCAUUGAAUCUGAGUUUGAUAUGAAGUCGACUGAGGAAAAUGAUACUGUUAGUCCCAUUAUCUGCUGAAUUCAGGAAGAUGAUCCAACUUGAUCCUUUAAGGCUAUAAUUAGACUGUUAUAUUUUGUAAUAUAGUAUUAGUAGUUUAGUAUAUAAGUUCACUUUUAUAGAGAAAUGUGGAAAGUAGUGCAAGGAUUAAUCUGUAGUAGUUUGUGCAGUGAUUUUGAUGUAUUAUCCGGAAACAACUAAACUGAGUUCCAUGUUUUUGUCAAAAGAUGCAUUGGCUCCUGGUGAUCAAUUUUCAUUUGCUCUCUAUGAAGUGUUGCACUAG